Molecule: messenger RNA, 1798 nt
Organism: Capsicum annuum
Lineage: Eukaryota; Viridiplantae; Streptophyta; Magnoliopsida; Solanales; Solanaceae
Product: zinc finger protein ZAT2-like
Exons: 1
Coding region: 337-1548 (403 amino acids)
Source: RefSeq, a predicted model, not a curated record
AUUCACCUCAAUAUUAUCAGUAAAUGUACUAAACUACUAUUGUAAUGUAAUUAUUAUAAUGUAUGCGUAAUAUUUUUUGGGGGUUCAUGCCUAUGUUGCCGUAUGAGUGGGAAUAGAGGCAGGGGGAGAAAAUGAUGACUUGUCCCCUUAACAACCUUACUCUGGGUAACUGCCAUUUCCCUCUAUCCCUCUUUUUUACGGCACAAAUGUAAACCGUUCUUUACCUCUAUCCCCUCUUUCUUACAGCACCAAUUAAACCGUAUUCUUUUAUCAACUGUUUUACAUGAGGUAAACUAGUUCAUUCUAACCCACCUUUUCUCGACAUUAUUCAGAGAAAUGGACAACACUUACUGCACUACUACUACAACAUCAAGUUUUCUUCAACCCCUUAUUCUACAAAGCCAAGUAAUUGGUGGUUAUCAUCUUCUGGAUCAAAGACACCAUGAUGAAGAAAAGGCUGAAACAUCAAAACGAUUCACCAUGUUCGACACAAAUGUCAGGCACAAACCUCGUCAAAAUCCCCGAAAGAAAAGAACCAAAUUGUUAAGGAUUAAUGAUAAUAACUCCCUUAGAAUCAUUAGUUCUCCUAGUACAUCCGGUGUUAGUAGUAAAAGUUUAAUUAUUACUAAGCCUAAAUGUGCCACGCAACCACCAGACCCUAAUGCACCAAAAAUUACUAAGCCAUGUACUGAAUGUGGCAAAAAAUUUUGGUCAUGGAAAGCACUUUUUGGUCACAUGCGUUGUCACCCUGAACGCCAAUGGCGUGGGAUUAACCCUUCUCCCAAUUUAAAACGCCAAUUUCGUUCUUCAUUUUCCCAACAAUCCCCCAAUUCCUUUUCAGUAGCAGACGAGGAUCAUGAAAUUGCGCAGUGCUUAUUGCUGUUGGCGAAUGGAACUAAUGCUGAUCGUCUCGAGAACAUCGAAGAUCACUUGGUUAUGGACGAAGGAGUUGAAGGAAAGGGUGUAAAUGAAUCAGGGACGCUUUCUUCAGGAAUGAACUAUAACUGCUGUAAAUUUGAUUGUUCAAGUUGCAAGAAAGUAUUUGGUUCACACCAGGCAUUAGGUGGACAUAGGGCUACUCACAAGAAUAUCAGGGGUUGUUUUGGAAAUACAAGAACUAUUGGGGAAUGUAGCCAGCAAAUAAGAGUAUUAGAAGAUGACAGCAAAAUGGGAAUCAUGUGCUCCUUAGAGCGAAGGAGAGGCAGUGCCAAUGAAGAAACAACAAGCAAUGAUGACAAAAGGUUGAUGGUGUUGGGGCAUAAAUGUAGUAUAUGUUUGAGAGUUUUCUCAAGUGGUCAAGCUUUGGGAGGUCACAAAAGGUGUCACUGGGAAAAAGUCGAAGACGAAACAACAACAAUAAUAGCAGAGUCAGACUUAACACGAGCUGUCGUUGCCAAUGCUAACCAAAAUGUGCAGGGAAAUAAUAUUGAUAACAAUUUGGAUCUUAAUAUUCCUCCUGUUACAAUCUCAGGAGGAGAUCAAGAUAAUUCGUCAGCUGCCUAUUCAUUCAUUUCAGGAUUGGAAUUGGACUUGAGAUUGGGGCUUUAAUGUAGUAGGAAUUUAUAAUAACGAAUAAUGUAGGAAAGUUAUUGUAUUGUGCCUAUACUGAUAUUAGUGUUUCAUAUGUUGCCUAGGAAUAUAGGCUUAAGUUUCAAUGAUAUAUUGUGCUGUAUCAUAUAUAGGGGUUUGUCUAACUUUUUAGAAGGUUUAAUUCCUUUGAUAUGGCUCCAAAAAUUAGGAUAUCUCACAACAGUAUGUGUAUGUAUAUAUAUGUAGUAAUAAUAUUUAAUGUGAAAUA